CUCAUCCCCCCAACCUAAAACGCACCCUCUCUCUCUCUCUCUCUCUCUCUCUCUAAAGAUGGAUUCCUUGAAUUGGUGUCUAAGUGUUGUGAUGCAUAUUGCAAUAGGCCUAGUUCUCUUGAUCUACUUGCCAAUCUCUCUUGUUCUGAGGUUGCUUUACUGGGUUUUUUUGAGGCCCUUUGUGAAGGAGGAUUUGAGGGGAAAGGUGGUUCUCAUCACCGGCGCGUCGUCGGGCAUCGGAGAGCAACUGGCUUACCAGUAUGCAAGAAGAGGGGCAUCCUUGUCUCUCGUGGCGAGGAGGGAGCAGGCUCUCAGAGCAGUCGCAAAGACGGCUAGAGACCUGGGCGCACCGGAUGUCAUUGCCCUCCCCGCGGACAUCUCCAGCUCCGAGGAGGCGAAAAGGAUUGUGAACGAAACCAUCGCUCACUUCGGCCAACUGAAUCAUCUGGUGGCCAAUGCAGGAAUUUGGUCCAACUGUUCCUUCGAUGAGAUCACUAACAUCACCGCCUUCACCAGAAUGAUGGAUGUGAACUUUUGGGGAUCUGUGUAUCCGACCUACUACGCCCUUCCUCACCUGAAAGCUAGUUGUGGAAGAAUCAUUGUUACAACAUCAGUGGCUGGGCGAGUACCAACUGCAAGAAUGAGCUUUUAUAAUGCAAGCAAGGCAGCUGAGAUCAGGUUCUAUGAGACCCUUAGGUCUGAGUUGGGAAAGCAGGUUCAAAUCACCAUAUUAAUUCCUGGCUAUGUUGAAUCAGAGCUAACCAAAGGCAAAGCACUUCAAAAAGAGGGCGAAGUACGAGUCAACGAGGAGGCCAGAGACAUCCAAAUCGGGCCAUUCCCCGUCGGGCACACAGAAAUGAUGGCUAAGAUUGCCGUGGAUAGUGCCUGCAGAGGCGAAGAGUAUGUGACAUGGCCGUCGUGGUACAGCCCUUUCCACAUGCUUAUGUGCCUGGCUCCUGAGCUCGUCAACUGGUUCUCAAUCGCCUUUUAUGUCACAAAAGAGGGAAACAGCCUCAGUAAGCGAAUCUUGGAGGCAACAGGAGCCAAGAAGUUCUUGUAUCCAGCUUCUAUUCGCUCACCUAAGAUAAAGACGGAGAUGAAUAAAUAAUGACUGUGCAAGAGCAAAAGAUGCUAUCAAAAAAAUUGCAUGAAUAAUUUUCUUUUCCUCCUUUCUCAAGGAGUCAUGAAUACUUAUGAUAAUUGGUGUUUUCCUAUUAGUUCAUGUCAUAAAAUAUACAUCACAUUUUCAUUGUUGUCUUUGAGUUAAAAGAAAAUAGUUAGUCCCAGUAGAUUCAUCACACGUCGUAUAAUAUUCUGGAUAUGCUUGAUCAUUGUAUGCUGCAUCACAUGUCAAAGUAAUAGAACAGUAGAUUACUGGAA
Messenger RNA from Ananas comosus (pineapple), 1380 nucleotides. Its product is annotated as 11-beta-hydroxysteroid dehydrogenase 1B-like. The transcript has 6 exons. Bases 59 to 1108 code for a protein of 349 amino acids. NCBI's taxonomy places the organism in Eukaryota, Viridiplantae, Streptophyta, Magnoliopsida, Poales, Bromeliaceae. The record is from RefSeq and is a predicted model, not a curated record.